UUGACAGCCGCGCAUGGCUAGAAAAACAAAAAAAGCAUAAAGUUAAUUUAUAUUUCUCUUACAAAUAGUUGGUUUUAAUUAAAAGUUUAAAUACGAAAAUGGUUAACUUACCCGCGACACAAAAAGAAGAUAAGCGUGUAUUUUUUGAGAACGCGCAAAUGGAUGAAAUGGCACAGCAUUUUGUUGGGAACCUGUAUAGAUACCGCGAAAAUAUAGUGGUCCCCUCUAGUAAUGGUCCAAUACAAAUAAAAACGAAUGAAGAGAAAAUGAUUGAAAAGACAGUGGAAAGCUGCGCCUUCAAGUCUAUCACUGCCUGCGUAAUGGGUUAUGGUUUGGGUGCCGCUAUUGGUUUGUUUAGCGCCUCGGUAAACCCAAGUCUCACAGAUCCAUUGUUGCAUGAAAAGAAACAGACAGCACGUGAGAUUUUAAGAGAUAUGCGCAAAACAACACAUGGUUACGCCAAGAAUUUUGCCAUGAUUGGCAUGGUUUUCUCAGGCGUAGAGUGCACAAUCGAAAGUUAUCGAGGUGUUACUGAUUGGCGGAACGGUACCUAUGCGGGCGCUGUUACGGGGGGUCUGAUUGGUCUGCGUGCUGGCGUUAAGGCAGGWAUUGUGGGUGCUGCCGGUUUCGCUGCCUUUUCAACGGUCAUUGACUAUUAUAUGCGCCAUCGCUUGUAGAGAAAUAAUGAAAAAUCGUCGAACGAUUUUUCUAUUGAUUAAUAAGUGUGUUAUUCUGUUAGCUGUGGUUACAAAGUGUAUAAUAAUAAAGAGUCGAUUAUUAUACAGUAAAUAAGAUGAAUUUGUAAACAUCAAAAAGCUGUUAUAAAUAAUUUCGAAUUAUUUAUAAUCUCAAAUAACUCAACAAACUAACUGCACUCUUCAUAUAUACAAAUAUUUUCAUAUAUGGCAAGAUAAUGUGUGUACAUUGGUUAACUUACCUUUAUGCAUUAUGUUUAGCCUGGACUGCAAGAAAAUUUUCAAAAAACAAUGAUURUUUAGCUAUCUGUGACAUGGUUAUCAAAGAUAUAAUCGAUUUUUUGUUUAUUUAUUGUUUAAAGAAAAGUUUUUAAAAGCAUUAUUUAAAUUCUGCGAUGUUAUAACGCCUGCUUUUAAAGCGAAUGAUUUUUAAAGCAGUGUGAAUUGUAUUCUUUACAUAAAAUUAUUGGUCAAAACAUAGAAAUUAAAAAUAAAAUUAUAGGGUCCCAUUGUAUAUACAAUUGAAAAAAAAGUUAGAGAAAAA
This is a messenger RNA of Bactrocera latifrons, 1239 nucleotides long. RefSeq names its product mitochondrial import inner membrane translocase subunit Tim22. Bases 99 to 677 code for a protein of 192 amino acids. The record is from RefSeq and is a predicted model, not a curated record. Gene Ontology annotation, biological process: protein insertion into mitochondrial inner membrane. Gene Ontology annotation, molecular function: transmembrane protein transporter activity. The transcript is spliced from 4 exons. NCBI's taxonomy places the organism in Eukaryota, Metazoa, Arthropoda, Insecta, Diptera, Tephritidae. Gene Ontology annotation, cellular component: TIM22 mitochondrial import inner membrane insertion complex.